UCUGAGUCGGUGGAAUUUAUAUCCAGGAGCAACAAAGAGCCUCUCGGUUUCUUCGUUUUCCUUUUCUACUUUUUUGGUGUGUUUUUUCAGGUCAAAUGGCAGGCCUCGCAGUCACGGGUAAUCCCUUUUCGUUACAGCUGCUGCAGAGAGUGCUGUACACCUGUGGCUCUUCGCGAUGAUCUUCUCUCUAAGAAUUUUCGGGCAAAAUCUGGGGCAGCAUACGCAAUGAACAUUGUGUUGGGGCAGAAGGAAGAAAGACAGUUCCUGAGUGGAUAUUUUGUGGUUGCUGACGUCUACUGCAGCAGCUGUUUCGCGUCUUUGGGAUGGAAAUACAUUCGAGCUUAUGAUGCCAGAGAGAAGUACAAGGAAGGGAGGUUUGUAAUUGAGGAGGCAAAGAUUUUGAAAGAAUACUACUGAAAUUGCAGGCAGCGAAUGCGUUGGGUGGUGUCACAUGUAAACUCGUUGCGUUUUAAUGCUGGCAAAUCCCUGAACCUGUGGAUAAAGGAUAAGUCGUGGUCUUGAAAGACUCUGCUGUGCUAAAUCUCCUCUCCUUGAGUGUGUGUGUGUGAGAGUGUGUGGGGUCAAAUACAUUGGAUACA
Molecule: messenger RNA, 599 nt
Organism: Coffea arabica (coffee)
Lineage: Eukaryota; Viridiplantae; Streptophyta; Magnoliopsida; Gentianales; Rubiaceae
Product: protein yippee-like At4g27740
Source: RefSeq, a predicted model, not a curated record